Lampris incognitus (smalleye Pacific opah) is the source of this 3374-nucleotide messenger RNA. RefSeq names its product amphiphysin (gene amph). Gene Ontology annotation, biological process: synaptic vesicle endocytosis. Gene Ontology annotation, cellular component: plasma membrane; cytoplasm; synaptic vesicle. Bases 1 to 2265 code for a protein of 754 amino acids. Gene Ontology annotation, molecular function: protein binding; phospholipid binding. The transcript is spliced from 26 exons. NCBI's taxonomy places the organism in Eukaryota, Metazoa, Chordata, Actinopteri, Lampriformes, Lampridae. The record is from RefSeq and is a predicted model, not a curated record.
AUGGCUGAAAUAAAGACUGGAAUCUUUGCAAAAAACGUCCAGAAAAGGCUGAACAGGGCACAGGAGAAGGUGCUGCAAAAGCUGGGCAAGGCAGACGAGACGAAAGAUGAACAGUUUGAGCAAGUUGUCAUCAACUUCAGGAGACAAGAGUCAGAGGGUUCCAGACUGCAGAGGGAGAUGAAGGCCUACAUGGCUGCCAUUAAAGCAAUGCAACAGGCCUCCAUCAACCUGACAGAAUCUCUCCAUGAAGUAUAUGAACCAGAUUGGCAUGGCAAAGACGACGUUAUGAUUAUUGGGAAAGACUGUGAUGCGUUGUGGGAAGACUUCCAUAAUAAGUUAGUGGACUCCACUCUUCUCAACCUGGAUGCCUACCUGCAGCAGUUCCCAGAUCUCAAGAACCGGGUGGCCAAACGCAGCCGGAAGUUGAUUGACUUUGACAGUGCUCGGCACCACGUGGAAACACUGCAGGCCUCUGGAAUCAGAAAUGACCGGAAAGUGAUAAAGGCGGAGGAAGAGUUGAAGAAAGCCCAGAAAGUGUUUGAUGAACUAAAUGUUGGUCUGCAGGAUGAACUGCCUACUCUCUGGGACAGCCGAGUUGGGUUCUAUAUCAGCACAUUCAAGAAUGUCACAAGCUUGGAAGCCAAGUUCCACCGCGAGAUCUUUCUGCUGUGCAAGCAACUUUAUGAAGUGAUGACAAAGCUUGGCGAACAGCAUUCUGACAAAAUGUUCACCAUCCAAGGAGCACCAAGUGAUUCAGGUCCGCUGCGGCUUGCCAGAACCCCAUCACCACCAGAUGAUGAAACUCCACCUGAGAGUCCAGAUGCUGGUUCAAACCACAUGCUUCGCCCUGUCUCACCAGGCCCACCACGGCCCAAAUCCCCCUCUCAGCUCAAAAAGGGACCUCCGGUGCCCCCACCACCCAAGGUUACACCCACCAAGGAAGUAGCACAGGAGCAAAUCAUUGACCUGUUUGGAGGAGAAUUCUUACCAGCACCUUCCCCAUCACAGCCAAAUGAAAGACCAGGAGAAUCACUUCUGGACCUGGACUUUGAUGCUUUCCAACCGGAUGAGAGCGUAUCACCCAUACCACAGACAGCCCUACCCUGGGACAUGUGGUCGGGAAAUGCUCAACCAGCUCAGCCUGCCACAGAUGCUGGCUUCAUCGCUGACUGGUCUGCCGACUUUGGCUCAGCAGGAGCAAAUGGAGACAGGGCGUCAGCAACCUCUGAGGCCCUCACUGUAGGGCAGGAUGAGACUCAAGGCUCUCCUCCAGAAGGUGGCUGGGCAGGCCAGACAGGGGAAGCCACUACAGUUCCACAGCCACAAGAGAGCGAAGCCACAACAACAGCUGGAGAUGAGACCACCAGUGCUUUUAAUGGCUUUUCACAGGAUGCAGCGGCUCCAUCAUUUUUUGCUGAUUUUGACAAGAUGAAUGAGGUGAGCACUGCUGCUGAAGCAGCUGAGUCCACUCCCAGAGACUUAGAGAUGAAAGCUGCCCCUCAGGCAAUGGCUGAGCCUAGAGAAGUCCCCGAGGAGCCCACUGUGCCCCCUGCUGGUGAAGCUGCAUCAUCAGAAAUUACCCCCAGCCCUAAGGAGGAGAAGCCUGCGUCUACUGUUGGGUCUCCAGUUGAGUUUGCAGCCACGGAGGAGAUGGCGCUCGCUGAGACACAGCCUGCUGAAGAGACCAGAACACCUCCCAGUGAAGCAACCCCACUGGAAAUACAGUCAACUCCAGAAGAAAAGGGGAGCCCUGUGAAUGAAGCCUUGGAAAUACAGUCAACUCCAGAAGAAAAGGGGAGCCCUGUGAAUGAAGCCUUGGAAAUACAGUCAACUCCAGAAGAAAAGGGGAGCCCUGUGAAUGAAGCCUUGGAAAAGAUGUCCAUCCCCUCUGUAGUGAUUGAGCCUGCCUCCAGCAAUGAGGGUGAUGAUGACCAUGAUGGUGACAUCAUUUCCCCCGCCACCAUUAGUGAUAAUGGGGUACUGCCAGAAAGCCAAGUGGCCAAAGACAUAACUUCCUCUGAUGGAGUACAAGGGCUCCCUGAUGGCUACAUGUACAAGGUAGAGACGAUGCAUGACUUUGAGGCUGCAAAUUCAGAUGAGCUUGAGCUGAAGCGAGGUGAUGUGGUUCUGGUGGUUCCCACUGCUUUAGCAGAAGAUCAGGAUGCUGGUUGGCUCACAGGUAUCAAAGAAAGUGACUGGUUAACACUUGGAACGAGUGCCCAAAGAGGACUCUUCCCAGAAAACUUCACACAGCGUUUGGAGUAAUGGCGUGAGGCUGGCAGAGAGAGAAACGAGACAUGAGUGUCCAUUGCUUCCUGUCAGCAUGUAGCUGAACUGUCUUCUAACUUGUCUAAGACGUCUGUGUGACCUUGCCUGCUAGCCAAAUCAAGGUUCUUAAUGCAGGAAACGCCACAUUCUACAGAAACCAAACCACUUGAUAAUAAAAGCUAGUCCCCACUCAAAGUAAAACGCAACCUUAAGUGAGCAUGAUGUGGUAAUAUGGCACCCUCCUUUGAAAGUGAGACAUUUGUUCUUUCUUCUGUUUGUGGAAAUCUGUAAGCAAACCAAUAAAUGUUAGGUGCUUUGUUGAGAGUGUGGUGGUCUCUACAUCUUCACCCAUCCAUGUCAAGGAAAAAUGAAGUGGAACAUUUUGUCCUCAAGGAAAAAAAAUGACCUUACCUUCUCUGCACUAAGUGUAUUGUAUUGAUUUUGUUGCUCUGCAGUGAAGUAUAUCAGAAUUUGUUGUGCUGUGAUCUAUUAAACUGUUCUUGCGUGUUUCAUGAGAAUAUUCACUGUUUUUUGUUUUUUUGUUGUUUUUGUUUUUUUGAAGAUACUUCAGCCAUGAUUGUUACCUUUCUCAUUUCCGGCACUCUUGUGGUAUCAUGGCUGCACCCGAGGGGCUGUGGUGAUAACUUGCAUCUUGGACAGUAUUUGCUGAGCUCUUGCCAAAACAUAAUUGACAUUCCAUUUGAACUUGAAAUGAUAGCAUUGUGAAAGACAGCAGUUGUAAGUUGAAAUAUAUAAUGAAUAUUAAAAGUUGAAAAUAUAAAAUAUAUUUCCCUCCCAUCAAACAAAUUAUUGCAUAUAUGUUGUCUAUCAACAUUUACAAAAAUGACAUCAACCAGCAAAAGAUGCCUAUUUGUAAAUUAAAUUGUAUGUUCUAAGAAGUUGACUUAAUAUUUUUGAAGUCUGUGAUCACAGGGAGGUGUUGGAGUGAGAAAUCAAAUAUGCAAUCUAUGUCUUUAGUUCACAUAGGAUGUCCAUGAUCAAAAUGCGCACUAGAAAAUGUCCUUUCCUGUAGUGAUGCUAUGUAGAACUUUCUCUUUGUGAAGAACACACCUAUGAUUAUUUAUCGAAGGGUAAAUAAAGUUACA